Penicillium brevicompactum is the source of this 873-nucleotide messenger RNA. RefSeq names its product mitochondrial ribosome assembly protein RRG9 (gene rrg9). Bases 1 to 873 code for a protein of 290 amino acids. The transcript has a single exon. Lineage: Eukaryota; Fungi; Ascomycota; Eurotiomycetes; Eurotiales; Aspergillaceae. The record is from RefSeq and is a predicted model, not a curated record. Gene Ontology annotation, cellular component: nucleus.
AUGGUGACUUCAUGUGCCGCUUCCUCGAAAUUGGCGCUGUCUGUCGCUCUGCGCAAUGUCUAUCGCUCACAGAUGAUCGGUAGUACUGGCGCUUUGGUCAGCCCCUAUCACGGACGAUUCAGCUUCUCUUCUCCUGUUCCUUCAUCACACUGCAACUUUCGUCGACUGUUCAGUUCCUCUUCGUACCUACGCGAUCCUCAAAAUGAAUCAUCCGAGUUGACUUCCCCUGAUGCCUCAACUUCUGCCGAUGCCGCACCGUCUCAGCGCAAACCCCGGAAGACAUUUGAUCGGCCCGGCGACAAGGGUGGAUGGAAUUCCCACAAACGCCAGCCCAAGAGCCAGAAGCAAGAUCCAGAGCAAAAAAGUGGAAGGACCGACAGAGAGCGCAGGGCUUUCCGUAACGAAACCCGACGGGAGAUCAAAAAGCAACCUCGCAACUGGGAGGAAGACAAGGCAAAGGCCAGGGAGGAAUUUGAGAAGCAGAGAAAGAAAAAGCCAGAGAAUUGGCAAGUACAGAAGGCAGCUUUGAAAGAGAAGUUUGCUGGCGGUUGGAACCCACCUAAAAAGCUAUCGCCCGAUGCACUUGAUGGAAUCCGUCAUCUCCACGCGAAGGCUCCUGAACAAUUCACCACCGCCGUCCUCGCGCGGGAGUUUGAAAUGUCCCCGGAGGCCAUUCGACGAAUUUUGAAAAGCAGAUGGCGUCCUACUGAAGAUGAGAUGGACAGUCGUCGCCAGCGAUGGGAGAAGCGACACGACCGCAUUUGGAGUCGCAUGGUUGAACUUGGUCUUCGUCCUUCAAACAACCGCGAACAACCCUCGUCUGACUACCAUGUCCUUUAUAAGGACAACGCCAACGAUCGCAAAUCGUCCUGA